GUGAUAGUCGCUCACUCAUAUAAGGAAGGCAGCUAUAAGGAAAGCAGCGGCUGAGACUGGAUCUUGUCCUUCCUACUGCAGUAAAGUGAGCUGAUGGUGGCUUAGAGCGGUCAGACUCAGCAUUGUGUUCUGAGAGUUUUAUAUUUUAUUGCUCAUCUUUGGAACUGAACAUCUGUGAUCCCCACUGACCAGAACAUAAGAGGGUGCUGUAUGUGGAGGUUAUGAAACACCAGGGCACUGGAAGCCAGAAGGAGAAAUUGUGUCAUUUAAGACAGUGAGACCUGCAAAGGCCACAGAAGCCGCUGCUUCAGACCCAUUUUGUCAAGUCUCCAGCUAUGCUCUCCAGGUUCACUGAGAGCCAGAGACUAGGAGAUUGUGGUGGUCCCAUCCUCCUCCUUUUGAGGUAAAGGAUAUGGCAGACAAAUUUUCAUGGGCACAUCUCAGUGAUACAAAUUUACGAUCAGCAUCUAGUGAAACAUGCACUGAUCUGAGUGAUGCAAAUUUACCAUCAGCAUUCAGUGAAACAUGCACAGAUCUGAGUGAUGCAAAUUUACCAUCAGCAUUCAGUGAAACAGGGUGGUCCAUCUCCAGCCUGGUGAAAACUACGUGUUCCCUGAGCCACAUUGCAGAGGAAAACUUGGACAGGGCAAGAACAACUCACUUUAGAGAUUUCCUGGCAAAAAACGAUGUACUAUUCAAGAAGAAAAGCCAUUACCAUCCUGGACAAAUAGUACAUCUUCAAAAGAGAGACUCAGUCAAAUUGCCUGCAUGUCGUAUCAUCCUCCCUCCCUUUCCCUUAAAGAGGAGAUGGAGUGAAUUGGCUCUGCCCACAUUCAUGAUGGCCUCAAAAAAUGGCAACAUUGUGCAGCAGGAUGAGUGUGUGAAUACAAAUGCUACAGAGACAGAGGCUACUGAUUUGUUUGCUGACACAUCCAAGGGGAUAAGAAAGGAGGCUGAGAUUGAGGAGACAGGAAUUACCAUCUCAUUUAGUCUCAUGCCUCUGGAUGUGUUGUCCUUCUUGGAGGACACCACAAGCAAACAGAACCCUGGAUGUUCCAUCCUUGAGUUAACAUCUACCAAGGACCAUCUCCAGGAGGCACCUAUAGUCCCCAAAAGGAGGAACAGAAGAAGGCUAUGGAAAUGGGUGAGGAGGCAGAUUAUUCACUCAUUCAGGAGGUUGUUUCUCUGCUUCUCCACUCGAAGUAGAAGACACACAACAUCCAGGAUUAAUCAUUGGGUCCAGGCCCGUCGUUCCUAAAUGACAGGCUUGUGUUCGGCCUGGUGCAGCAGAACUGCUGCAGGGGGAGCCAGGCCAGAAGAGGCAGGGUACACAACCUUUUGUUACCUGUCAGAUACCUCCACCAACCAGAACUCCAUCUCUGUAACCCCAUCUCCUACAGAGUGUGAGUAAUUAGCUCUCCACUCUUUGGCAUCAUUGUUCCCAAUGCACGUAGACAGAGAAGUCAUACAUACAACCUUCCUGCUAUGAAGAGACAGCUAUACUGACUCUGCAGUCCAGGUAUGUCUUUCACAGAGUAUGCAUUGGCUGAAAUCUUUGAAGAACAUCAGAAUAAAUCCUUUCCAGUUGCCUGGCUUGGGAGUACCAGCUCUUAGCUUGUUUUAGGAAGCUUGCCCACAAUGUCUCUGUGCUGUGAACUUUCUGUGUUCAUUUAUGCCCUGAUGUGAAAACUCAAAACAUUUGAAGAAACUGAGGCAGUAUAACAAUCUCCAUAGUUUAGACAAGAUUUCUCAGGCCUAACAUGUAAAUUCCUUUAUGUUAUUAAAUGUUCACUUGAUUUUAAAAAUA
Messenger RNA from Mastomys coucha (southern multimammate mouse), 1807 nucleotides. RefSeq lists its product as uncharacterized. The coding region runs from base 413 to 1258 and encodes 281 amino acids. The record is from RefSeq and is a predicted model, not a curated record. Lineage: Eukaryota; Metazoa; Chordata; Mammalia; Rodentia; Muridae. The transcript has 6 exons.